Messenger RNA from Menidia menidia (Atlantic silverside), 1218 nucleotides. The record is from the annotation of a GenBank genome assembly. Lineage: Eukaryota; Metazoa; Chordata; Actinopteri; Atheriniformes; Atherinopsidae.
CUGACAGUAGUUUCAUAUCCCGCUCCUUUCUUUACAGCUGUGUUGGAACUGCGUGUCCCGGAGCAACCAGUGGUAGCGCUGCACGGAAGGGACGUCAUACUCAGCUGCUCCUUCAACCACUCCGGGCCUUUCAACCUGUCUGAUCUGAGCAUCUUCUGGCAGCUGACAGACACCAAGCGCAACGUUCAUGGGUACUGGGCGGCACGCGACCAGCUGGUGGACCAAGCAGAGGCGUUCACCAACCGCACCAGUUUAUUCCCCACUGAGCUGGCCCAGGGCAAUGCCUCCCUCCUGCUGAAAAAGGUGGUGGUGGCUGAUGAAGGCAGCUACAACUGCUUUGUGAGGGUGCAGAGCUACGAAAGCGCUGCUUUGUUUCUGCAGGUGGCCGCUCAAUACACCAAGCCUGUGUUGACUUUAGAGCCUGAAUCCAACCUGCGGCCCGGUGAUGAAGUGGUCCUGACUUGUUUGGCGUAUGGAGGUUAUCCAGAGUGCAGCGUUAUAUGGCGGGACGGGAGCAGCCGCAACCUGACGGACAACAUUACCACGUCAGUGGUGGCCAACGAAGAAGGACUAUUCAGCAUGACCAGCAUGCUGAGAGUAGUGCUGGAGCCGAACAGCACCUACAGCUGCCAUCUGAUCAACCCACUCCUCGGUGAGGAGGGCUUCGCCUUUGUCACAAUCACAGGUCAGAACAUCGCAUUCCCCCCAGUGGCUCUAUGGGUAACUGUUGGCCUGGCCGUGUGUUUGCUGGUGCUGCUCGUUGCUCUGGCUGCUGUUUGCCGGAGGAAGAUCAAGGAGAGCUGCGAGGAGGCCAGGAGAGAAGCUGAAGAGGCCAAGGAGCUAGAAGAAGACGAGUCAAAGACAGAUGCCAUUUACAUCUUCCUGCCAUACAACACCCACUACCACCACCACCCUCCCCUGAUCCCCCUUCUGUCAUGUAAUCUACACUCCUCUGACAGCACAGCCAGGGCCCGGUGGGAGAGCGCCUAUCCAUCUCACUACCCCAAUCUGCCUCCCCUCCAUGGCAAGGAGCCACAGCCAGACAUUAGAGGGGAGAAGGAGAAGAUGAGUCUGGCGGGUAGUCCCACGCCACCUAUCCAUCAACCUGGAGACUAUUUCCAGCGUAUCCUUGCAGAAUGUCAGAGCCUUGCUGAGCAGAAGAUGAGUCCAUCAUCUUCCCUCUUGGACUUUCCCUCGAGUUUCCAUCAAAACACGUAA